Messenger RNA from Racocetra persica, 297 nucleotides. The record is from the annotation of a GenBank genome assembly. Lineage: Eukaryota; Fungi; Glomeromycota; Glomeromycetes; Diversisporales; Gigasporaceae.
AAAAAAAAUAAUGAUGGUGAAUUACAAUACGAUCAUGAUGUUCAAGAAUUUGAAAAUCUGCCUUUUAAAAUCAAAAUCGAAACUAUUGAUGGAGAAGAUAAUUGUGUAAGAUUAGUUUUUUUAAACGAUCAAGAUAAAGAAGACAUUGUUCCAGAUGAAGCUGAACGUGAAAAACGUGAGAAAAAAGAAAAUAAAAGAUUAAAUGAUGCAAUUAAUAGUAUCACAGGUUUAGAUUUAAAUGAUAGUGAAUAUGACGAUGAAGAUUCUGAUAAUAAUAUGGAUAUAAAAAAUGAAUAA